This is a messenger RNA of Colius striatus (speckled mousebird), 1626 nucleotides long. RefSeq names its product phosphatidylinositol glycan anchor biosynthesis class L (gene PIGL). Gene Ontology annotation, molecular function: N-acetylglucosaminylphosphatidylinositol deacetylase activity. NCBI's taxonomy places the organism in Eukaryota, Metazoa, Chordata, Aves, Coliiformes, Coliidae. The record is from RefSeq and is a predicted model, not a curated record. The coding region runs from base 79 to 888 and encodes 269 amino acids. Gene Ontology annotation, cellular component: endoplasmic reticulum. Gene Ontology annotation, biological process: GPI anchor biosynthetic process. The transcript has 7 exons.
ACGGAUCUUUUCGUACCCCGGAACCUUCCUUCCGCACCUCCCGUUUCCUCCCGGAGCAGCGCGGAGGGGCCGGUCGCUAUGGCAGCGGGGCCGUGGGGCUGGGGGCCGGCGGCUCUCGCGCUGCUGCUCGCGCUGCUGCUCGGGGGCGCGCGCUGCCUGCGGCGCCGUCGCGCGGCCGGGCGGGCUCGCGCCUCCCUGAGGGGAAGGGCGGCGGCGGCGGCGGCGCAGGGCGAUGGCGUCCGCGAUGGCGUCCGUGCGUUGCUGGUGACGGCGCACCCCGAUGACGAAGUGAUGUUCUUCGCCCCCACCGUGCUGGGCUUGGGCAGGGCCGGCGCCUGUGCUGCGGUGCUGUGCUGCUCCGCAGGAAAUUACUACAAUCAAGGAGAGAUUCGUAAAAAAGAACUGGAACAGAGUUGUUUUCUGCUGGGGAUUCCUGCUUCCAAUGUAACAGUCGUUGAUCACAGGGACCUUCCAGAUAAUCCUGCUGUUGAAUGGGACACACACCUCCUUGCCACCUUGGUGCUGAAGCAUAUAGAAACCAACAACAUCAACCUGGUGGUAACCUUUGAUGCUGGAGGAGUGAGUGGCCAUGCUAACCACAUUUCUCUUUACACUGCUUUAAGGUACCUGCAUUCGGAGGGGAAAUUACCUAAAGGGUGCCAUGUGCUGGUGCUUGAAUCAGUGAAUCUCUUCCGGAAGUACAUCUCCAUCCUGGACAUACCCAUCUCCUGCCUCCUGCCCAGAGAUGCACUCUUCAUACUCACAGAAGAGGAGACUGAACAAGCCAGGAGAGCCAUGCGGUGCCAUCGCAGCCAGCUCCUCUGGUUUCGACACAUCUACAUCCUGCUCUCACGCUAUAUGGUGGUCAAUUCACUCCGCCUUCUGUGAAGGAGACAUCAUUCACCACUUUGGGAGUAAAAGAAUGAGCAAAAAAAAGAGUGUGCCAGGCCCAGGACUGAAGAAAACUCACCUGUUACAUGCUCAAGAGGACAGGAUUGUUUUUGUGUAGCAUUCUUUCAGACUACAAAAAACAGGCUGUGUGAACUGCCUUCUGAAAAUCUUGAUGCCUGAUACAUUGAGAUGAACAAGGUUUAACAGAUACUCUAUUUUCUCAUUGUAGAAACUUAAAUAGGUUAAGAAAUUUGGAGUAAAAAUGCAGGAUUAUUCUGCAUCAGAGAAGAUGUGGCACAAACUGUUAUCCCCCAGGAAGACAGCUGUGAGGAUUGCUUGGCUACUGACUGUUGGUGCUUUUGUAAAACCCAGAUAUCAGGAAUAACUUUUCAAAGAUUCUGCCAUCUCCACAGAUGAAACUAGAACCACAAGACCUGUCUUAGAACUUUAAAAUGCCAAAGCACUGAAUAAAACAUCAGAAAUCAUACUGCAUUCAUCUUUGCUGCUACUGCUGCUUCUUUCAUACACAUGUUGUGUUGCAGGCUUUACUUCUCCAGAGCAUCUGUCAUGGAACAUAAGCAUUUCUUUUUGCUUCAGAAUAUGGGGCUCGAGAACAACUCACAACACUCUCAACAGGACACAAGAAUGAGGUGCAAGAAACCCAGACUGUAAGGAUUUCUAUAGAACCCAUGUGGAGACAGAAAUGAGAUUUGAAAAGCUGUUCCGCUUCUGUAA